CUGCACCCUCCUCUCUCAUGCGACACGCCCAGUUUCGCUGCCUGUGUCAAACCUUUUAUUUUGGUAAUAGCACAUGGCACCGCGAGCUCAUCCCAGAGUGAGACCACUGCUCGCGCUGCUACAGGUGGUGUGCCACCUUAACGUCUGAAACGACAGAAGAGAGGCAGCGACAAGGGACUACAGGCGCUUCAUCACCGCUUCAGUUGACGGGGAGAAACUCAUAAAGCUGUUUGGUUGUUUUUUUUUUUCCUUUUUUUGGUCGCAUUUUGGAGGCGGUUGUUGUUGUUUCAGUCUGAGGUGAACUGGGACCUGCUGGGUGUGUUCCGUGUUUUAUCGACACAUCACCGAGAUUUAACAGGUGGAGAAGGCACCUUAAAUCACUGCACUCACCUUGGGUUUCGACAAGAGUGUGUGCUGACUGAUCACUAAAUGGCGCUGACGGUGAACCUUAUCGGUCCUUCACCAUGGGGCUUCAGAAUAUUUGGAGGAAGGGACUUCAAGAAGGCCAUAACUGUAUCAAAGGUCAACGGGGGCAGUAAGGCAGAGAAGGCAGACCUGCAACCUGGUGAUAUUAUCUUGGAGAUCAACAGGGAAAACACGGCGGACAUGCUGAAUGUGGAGGCCCAGAACAAGAUCAAGAACUCAAAGACUCAGCUGCAGCUGGUGGUGGAGAGACCUGAACCUCCCAGCCCUGGACAGACUAACGGCAUCGGCACCCCUGAGCAGCUCACCGGACGCUUCCAGGAGGCAGUAAUAGUGAGUAGAGACGAGAAUCAGAACUACAGAGAGUACACCAUCUCCAGCCCUGCGUCGCUGUCCCCUGGACCUUAUUCACCAGAUCCUUUUCCCAGCCCCGACGGGAAGAGGGAGAGGCUGACACCGACCAUCAACAAGAGUGUCCAGCUGCGUCCAUGGUCUCCAGUGGAGAAGAGUCACCGACUGUCCAGACCGCUGUCACAGGAGUUCUCCCCUUCAGACCACAGGAAUAACUCUGUGUCCAGCAGAACCCCAACCCCACCAGGACGCUACUCGCCCCUUAGCCCCAUUGAUCGGGACGUACCCAUGUCCCCACGUCGCAGCAGUUCGAGCUCUGACUUUGCCAUGCAGAAGUUCGACAGGGACUCUGAGGUGUACAAGAUGAUUCAGGAGAAUAAGGAGUCCCGCUCGGUGCCUCGUCAGUCCAACACCUUUAAAAUACUGCAAGAGGUCCUGGAGGCUGACGAGAAAGAGGCAGCCUUGCGGUUCCCAGGGAAACUUUCGCCCAACGCCUCCACACUAAGCACAUCAGUGGGAGGAGUCAAAAAAAUCCACACCUGUGAGAAGUGCGGCACAAGCAUCGGCACACUGGCCGUGCGCAUCGCAGACAACCGCUUCCGCCAUGCGGAGUGCUACACCUGCACAGAUUGCGGUCUCAACCUCAGGAUGAGGGGUCACUUUUGCGUCGGAGACGUGAUGUACUGUGAGAAGCACGCCAAACAGAGGUACCAAGGCCCGGGAAGUUCCCCUCAAGCCACCGUGUCCCAGCGCCAGUGAGUUUGCCACUCCACACCUGCCCUGCUCUGGAUCUGCCGGAAGCUCCACACCAUCUGACUCAGUUAUAGACCUUGGGAUGAUACGUGGAGGUGGACACUAGUCAACAAAACGGCAGAUGUUCUUUUCUGAUCAUAUUUAACCAUCCUUGCAAUAUUAUGAUUCACUUUCUUGCUUUUCUUAUAAUUGUAAGUGAAUUGGGGCUUUGUUUUUUUUCAUAUGGCCCGGCCUCCGCAUUCUCUUUAGGUUAUUCUUAGCUCUAAUGAUGCACAGCUGCCAUGGACUCGAGCCACAUUGUACUAAGGCCACAUUUUCAUAACGCCAACGCUUUAGACAAACUCAACAGGACUGGCACUCUGACUCUUUGAGGAUCUGGAUAAUCAUUUGAAUCUCCGGCUGACACAAAGGGACCAAAAUCUCACCUACACUGCAUGCCAUUUGAAAUGUGUGCGUGUGUGUGUGUGCGUGUGCGUGUGCGUGUGCGUGUGCGUGUGUGUGUGUGUGUCUAGAGUCAGGCCAAAAGUGUUUUCUAUAUUUCUUUUGUAUGCAGAAUUUGAGUAGAAAUGAUGAAAAAAAAAAUACAUAUUUGCUGACUUGUUUUGUUGCUUAUGAGGGACUAUAGAUUCAAUAUACAAAUAUUUUUGAUGUUUUUGAACUGUAUGCUAUAAUAUAGACCAUUUAAAAAUGCAUAAUGUAUGCACAGGGCCAUUUAGUGUGAAAAGAGUUGAUGAUACUACACUUUACCAGUUACAGCAGUACUCAGAGAUACACUAUAAUGUUUGCAUUUUAUGUGGCACCCAAUAAAAUCGCACAACCUAAAGCUUC
Molecule: messenger RNA, 2355 nt
Organism: Sander lucioperca (pikeperch)
Lineage: Eukaryota; Metazoa; Chordata; Actinopteri; Perciformes; Percidae
Gene: pdlim2
Product: PDZ and LIM domain 2 (mystique)
Exons: 10
Coding region: 430-1533 (367 amino acids)
Biological process (GO): muscle structure development; actin cytoskeleton organization; heart development
Cellular component (GO): stress fiber; adherens junction; Z disc
Molecular function (GO): muscle alpha-actinin binding; actin binding
Source: RefSeq, a predicted model, not a curated record